AAUGAAUUGAUCAAUCUGAAUAAAGUAAUAUGACGGAAUCCGACGAAUGGGCGACGGUGGAAACGGUAGUGGAAGACGACAUGGAUAGCACGUUUGAAAGCAGUCGGGGACCAAGUGGCAUCCAACAGAGUAUUUUUGAGCAAACUCUUUCCGUCCUCACUAGUAUCAAUCCAUGGCUACUUCUCUUUAUUGCACUUGGUGUCUACUACCUUGUGCAGAAGUUUCGUUCUUCCCAGGUUACCAGCUCAGCCGAGUACUCAAAUCUUAGUGCAGAUGAGAUCCUUGCAAGGCAAGAGGCUGUGGAAUUAGCUAGAAGGCAAAUGCAAGAAGAGUAUGACAAAAAAGCCAGAGAACACGCCAUAAAGCAAAAAGAGAAAGAAGAACUUUUGCGCCAAGAAAAGUUAAAGAACCUGGAGAAGUAUGGCACAAAGUUAGGUAGAAGCAGUAAAACUCUUGCAGCAGAAUCCAGUAAUGACCAACUUCAACAGGGUGUGUUAAAAAAGAAAUCUGACAAAUCAAAGUUGAAGCCAGAGUACAAUCCGUUAAUGGGGGAUGGAAGCAGUGGCGUAUGCUACCGUCCGACUAGGCGUGGAGGAGGAGCUGGAGGCGGAUGAGGUUAAAAUUCGAAGUGGAUAUGUGCUGCGGGUAUAGAACUUUUGCCGCAAUAGUGUGAUCGCUCUCUGGCUUAUCGUCGUCUUUCCAUUGGUGGAACGAUGCCGUCACUAGUAGAGUUUUCCCAUCGUUGCUUAGAUAGUGUUGCCUGCGUAAACAGCUCCUCUUCAUUGAAGUAACCCUUUCUUUUCGGUAAUAUGCUACAAACGCGAUGCAAUUUUUUGUUGUUGCAAUAUUCGCUUGAACGAUGAAACCUUUGGCGUAAAUGACUUGCUUUGUCAUGGUUGAGGGUGGAUGUAAUAGCAUUGCCUUACCGUUUGAUAGGCCAAAUAAAUUAAUCAAACAACACAA
Molecule: messenger RNA, 963 nt
Organism: Daphnia magna
Lineage: Eukaryota; Metazoa; Arthropoda; Branchiopoda; Diplostraca; Daphniidae
Product: selenoprotein S
Exons: 5
Coding region: 30-614 (194 amino acids)
Biological process (GO): endoplasmic reticulum unfolded protein response; retrograde protein transport, ER to cytosol
Cellular component (GO): Derlin-1-VIMP complex; Derlin-1 retrotranslocation complex; endoplasmic reticulum membrane
Source: RefSeq, a predicted model, not a curated record